Molecule: messenger RNA, 2583 nt
Organism: Zygotorulaspora mrakii
Lineage: Eukaryota; Fungi; Ascomycota; Saccharomycetes; Saccharomycetales; Saccharomycetaceae
Gene: ARP8
Product: Arp8p
Exons: 1
Coding region: 1-2583 (860 amino acids)
Biological process (GO): regulation of DNA-templated transcription; double-strand break repair
Cellular component (GO): Ino80 complex
Source: RefSeq, a predicted model, not a curated record
AUGAGUCAGGAGACAAGAGAAUCUAGUAUAGUGUAUGAAGAUCCUAUAGAUAUUCCACUAGAGGAGGAAGACGACGACGAGGAAGACGAGGAAGAUGAGCAGAUUGGUCACAGUGAAGACGAGGAGGAUGGCGGUGGCGAUGAUGAUGAUGAUGACGACGACGAGGAUGACGAAGACGAUGAUGAUGAUGGCGACAAUCAGGGAAGUGAGAUUCUGAGAAGCAGCACCGCAACGCCGAUCAGUCGUCCUAAUACGGUAUCGGAAACUGGAGACACUGACGGCAAUGAUGGAGAUAUGGAGGAUGGGAAAAGAUCACCCUCUUCUUCACAGGAUAGAGUAAACAAGUUUGCGAAACUGGACCCUACAAAAGCGCCUCCGGGCAAAAAAGUCCCACUGCAUCUUUUAGAGAAGAGGAGGUUGGGUCGUAUCAAAGCUGCAGAGGAAUUUGCUAGAAAAUUAAAACAGAUCGGUAUCGAAAAAAUUGAGGCCAAUACUUUGCCCCCAACAGGCCUAUUUCAACCUGUUUUAUUGAUCAAUCAGAAAAAUUACUCAUCUGAUUACCUCAAAAAAGAUGAACAGGUGUUUGCACUACGAGAAAGAAAAACUAUUAGAAAUAAUGCUCAAGUGUCAACAGUUAAUAACACACCUGAUGUAACUGACCUAAAAAAUAGUCAGACGGAAGCUAACGAUAUCAUAAAUAAUCCUGAUGAAGACAUUGACUUGAGUGAUGCAAAUACAACAAUUGUCAUACAUCCAGGCUCAAAGUUCUUGAAAAUCGGAUUUGCGAAAGAUGAAACUCCUACCGUAAUACCGUGUUGUACGGCUAUACCAAAAAGUGAACUUGCAGAUAAAGAGAAAAGUCCAAAGGCACCUAAAAUAUCGAAAGAACAGUCAGAGAAAUUCGAAAAUGAAAAAUUGGAGAUUCAGCAAAGUUUCAGAGAUAGAAUGAGGUAUUACAAGAGAAAAAUGCAGCCAAAUUCCCGAGAACAAGUUUUAAGUUAUAAUAAAGCCUCUAAACCACAAAUAAUAGAUUCUAAGGGUGACCCGCAAAGAAUAAACUGGAUAUUAGAUGGAGACAAACGUUAUUACGGCGACGAAGCCAUCAAAUGCUCACUGGAAAAAUUUGUCAUUAGGUAUCCAUUCCACAAUGGAGGAUCCUUCAAUAUCUCUUCACCAUACUAUGCUUCUUUGCAGGAUCUACUAAGCGACGUUAUUAAACUGUUGGAACACGCAUUUUCAAUGGAAAAAUUCAAUCUGACACCAUCACAAUUCUCCCAAUAUAAAGUUGUACUCGUCAUACCUGAUUUAUUCGAGAAAAGUCAUGUUGAACUUUUCAUCAGGACUUUACUGACUGAAAUGCAAUUCCAGGCUGUCGCAAUCAUUCAGGAAUCACUUGCAACAUGCUAUGGAGCUGGUUUGAGCUCUUCGACAUGUAUAGUUAAUAUUGGCGCUACUCAAACUAGUAUAGCAUGUAUUGAUGAAGGCACUGUAUUAGAAAACAGCUUAGUGAAUCUAAACUACGGUGGCGAUGAUAUAACGAAAUUAUUUGCAAUUUUUUUAAUGCAAAGUGCAUUUCCAUAUAAAGAUUGGGAUAUAACGUCACCCCAUGGAUGGUUAUUGGCGGAACAACUGAAGAAAGACUUUGUCACGUUUCAAGAUGCUAAUGUCACAGUUCAGCUCUAUAAUUUCAACAACCGUGUACCAAAGGCACCACUAGAAAAAUACGAGUUGAAAGUAUUCGAUGAGGUUAUGUUGGCUCCGCUAGCGAUUUUUUAUCCAGAAAUAAUUUCGACUUUGCAUUCCACUACCAAAAUGAAUGAACAAAAGAACAAAAUCUUGCAAGCUCAACUUCCUAUCUCAAAAGAUAUAUUUACUGAGUGUGUUAAUGACUGGAGAUCAUAUUCACAAAAUGAUUGUUUAAACGGGACAUUAUAUUGUGGGAACAAUAAUGAUGUCGAUGUAAUCACGAAAAUACUGGAUUUACCCACGAAAAUUGAAGACUUUCAAAACGAAGCCCCAAUGAAUCCUGAUAUGAGAAAAAACUAUACUCCAUUAGAAAAAGCUAUUGUUCAAAGUAUCACAAAUGCAAGUAUUCCGUUGGAUAUCGCUAAAAUGUCAACAUUCUACUCGAACAUUUUAGUAGUGGGUGGUGGAUCAAAUAUCCCAGCGUUAGAUUUUAUCUUAACGGAUCGCAUUAAUAUAUGGAGACCAAGGCUGUUAAGUUUAACUACAUUCCCAAACUUUUAUAAGAAAGUUUUAAAACAGGCAAAGGAUAUGAGAGCAACUGUUAAAUCCGGAAAGGCAGAAGAAGAAGAAGAAGAGAUGAAACUGAAAGUUGACUCAAUGAUAAAAGAAGAAUUGCAAAAAUAUUGGGAUAGUAUAGAGGCACAAAAUGGCAAUGAACACUUAUUGCCAGUCAAUGUACUUCCUCCACCUCGUGAUAUGGAUCCCUCAAUGUUAAUUUGGAAAGGUGCAAGUGUGCUAGCACAAAUCAAACUGGUGGAAGAAUUAUAUUUGACAAGUACAGAUUGGGAUAUUCAUGGUAGCCGAAUUUUACAAUACAAGUGCCUCUUCACAUACUGA